Molecule: messenger RNA, 1467 nt
Organism: Cucumis melo (muskmelon)
Lineage: Eukaryota; Viridiplantae; Streptophyta; Magnoliopsida; Cucurbitales; Cucurbitaceae
Product: probable enoyl-CoA hydratase 2, mitochondrial
Exons: 8
Coding region: 122-1132 (336 amino acids)
Biological process (GO): fatty acid beta-oxidation
Cellular component (GO): mitochondrion
Molecular function (GO): enoyl-CoA hydratase activity
Source: RefSeq, a predicted model, not a curated record
AAAUCCAAAAUGAUUUAAAGUUUCAUAAAACAAAAUCUUUUGAUCGAAUCCAAUUCGCUCACGUUUUUCCAUUCCGUCUUCUUUCUCCCUUCUUUCCCAUCUUCCUCCGUACAACCAACAAAUGGGAGCUUUCAAAAUUCGAUGCAGAAAUCUCAUCAACCUCCGAAUUCAACUCAAUCGUUCACCUCAGGACCUUCCGAUUCCGGCCAACAACCUCCGUCAGACAUUCCCCAGCUCCACCCCUUCCGAUGCCUUCAAUUCCUUCUCACAUCCGUGGCGAUACACUCAUUGCAGAAAUCUCAUUUUGGACUCACUUUCUACUAAGCCUGUCCGGCUUCACCGACUUUCAGACUCUGAUUCUGGAAUUGUCGAGGUACAUUUAGACAGGCCUGAGGCGAAAAACGCUAUUAGCAAGGAUAUGCUGAGGGGAUUGCGUCAUGCCUUUGAAUCCGUUGAUAGUGAUCCAUCCGUCAAUGUUAUGAUGAUCUGCAGCUCUGUCCCAAAGGUGUUCUGUGCAGGAGCCGAUUUGAAGGAACGUAAGAAGAUGACAGCAUCAGAAGUUCACUCCUUUGUCACCUCACUGCGGUCUGCAUUCACAUUUUUAGAGGCCCUUCCUAUUCCUACUAUUUCAGUUAUUGAAGGAGCAGCAUUGGGUGGUGGACUUGAAAUGGCUCUUGCAUGUGAUCUUCGGAUAUGUGCUCACAUGGUUGGCCAUGAUCUAGGGGAAGAUGCCAAACUCAGUUUGCCAGAAACCGGACUGGCUAUAAUUCCUGGGGCAGGUGGGACUGCAAGGCUUCCUAGGCUGGUCGGUAAAUCAAUAGCAAAGGAACUUAUAUUCACUGGUCGUAAGGUCAGUGGUAGAGAUGCUCUAUCUAUAGGUCUUGUCAAUUACUGCGUCCCUGCUGGGGAAGCUUAUGCAAAGGCACUGGAAAUUGCCCAAGAGAUAAAUCAGAAGGGUCCACUAGCAAUAAAGAUGGCAAAGAAGGCAAUCGACGAGGGGCUCGAGGGAGACCUGGAGUCAGCUAUGGAAGUAGAAGAUGAAUGUUACAAAGAACUCUUGGACACGAAAGACCGGUUGGAAGGAUUGGCAGCAUUUGCCGAGAAGCGAAAGCCAAGGUAUAGAGGAGAAUAGAUUGGUAACCACAUUCACUUGCUUGUUUCCACAAUACAAUGUGGUUACCUCUAAUCUUCAUUUUAACUUGAAAGGCUUCAGAAACUGUACCAAAUUCAGCUUAUUUGAUCAGUGAUGCUAUAAUAAAGCAGCCUUGAAUGCUUAGUGUUUGCACUCAUUGAUCUCUGUCCUGAAAUUUAGAAUUGUUCUUUGUUACUUUUAGUUUGCCAGUUGGAUAAUUAGGGGUGUAAAAAUGGUUAGGGUUGUCAUUAACCAAACAACUUGAUUGAGUUGUGAAUGAUGUGAAUGUAACCUUUUAUUAUUCAAGUAACUGUGGUAUUACAUUUUCAUUGUUA